AUGGAUAGCUUUCUAUCAAACGUGCUGGCCCCGAAGCUCGAGGUAGGCCAAGAGGCUCUGUUCGACGCCCUGAGAGCUCGAGACUCCAAGCGUGCAACAAGAAUUAUCAAGAGGGUUUCGAGAGAGAGCUAUGCCCGGCGGGGCGGCGGCAGCACCUCGGGGCAAAGGGUGGCGGAGGCAGACCUGAACGCGACCGACCGCCGCGGCCUGCGGCCGAUCCACCUCGCGGCCAUGAGCGGCAUGUCGGAGAGCGUGGCCGCGCUGCUGAACGCCGGCGUGCCCGUGGACACCAUGGGCGCGGAGGCCAACACCGCGCUGCACUUGGCGGCGUACCACGGGCAGGAAGGUGUUAUCGCCGUGCUGAUGCGAGCGGGUGCGAGUCCCACGCUGGAGAACAUGAAGGGGAGCACGCCUGUAAUGCUCGCCAAAACCGAUACGGCGUUGACGCUGCUGUGCCCCCUGCACUACUGCGCCGCGAGGGGCAUGCUGGACAACCUUGUGGCGGAGGUAGCUAAGGGGAGGUCCGUGAACACCGUCGGCAGCGGCGGCGACACCCCCCUCCACGCCGCCGCUACCACCGGAAACACGGACUCGACCCGCCUGCUGCUGGAUCGGGGAGCGGACCCGCUCCGAAGAAACGCCGACGGGGAAACCCCGCUGGACGUCGCUCGACGGUACGGGCACGGCACCGGCGGCGGACGGGUAGCGGGGGGCGUCGUCGGCGUGUUGGAAGGCGUUACCGCGGAGGCGGAGGCGGCGAUAGCAAAGAGGGAGGCAGAAGAAGCUGCCGCCAGGUCGGCGAACGGGGGGUAUAGCGAGGGAGAAUCCGUGGUGUACAUGCGCAACGGAGAGGCCCACCCGGCGAUUGUCAUGAAGGUCCACCAGGACGACGAAGAGCCUUACUAUACCGUGCGGGUCCACGAGACUGGAAGGGAGAGGCAAACGGACGCUAACCACCUCGUGCGGAGCCUGCCCAAGGAGACGCCUCCGGGGGUAGGAGAACCCUCUCCCGACGGGUCAUCGCCGCCGCCGCCGCCGCCGUGUCGUCCGGACGGCGAUGGAGCACGAGAAGGAUGCAUGGAUGUGCACCUGCAAAUUAUAGCGCUUGAUGUGGCGUGUCACGUGAGCGUCGUGCAGGGCAAGCGCGUUCUGCCUGCGCUCCCUUGUUCCCAGCCACGUCGGAGCUUGCGGUCUCAGCAUGAAAAGGAUUGGCUUCCGGUGUAG
Messenger RNA from Ectocarpus siliculosus, 1224 nucleotides. NCBI's taxonomy places the organism in Eukaryota, Phaeophyceae, Ectocarpales, Ectocarpaceae. The record is from the annotation of a GenBank genome assembly.